Hyla sarda is the source of this 4085-nucleotide messenger RNA. It is a transcript of the gene BCAS1, whose product is annotated as brain enriched myelin associated protein 1. The transcript has 21 exons. NCBI's taxonomy places the organism in Eukaryota, Metazoa, Chordata, Amphibia, Anura, Hylidae. Gene Ontology annotation, biological process: myelination. The coding region runs from base 117 to 2636 and encodes 839 amino acids. The record is from RefSeq and is a predicted model, not a curated record.
CCCUGGAUGUCCAGGGGAUCGUGGGAAGAAGAUGGAGGUCGGUACCUGCAGGAGAAGAUGCCUGGAGACCCCGAUCGUUGCUGGAGACUGCUGGAUCCUGGGUCAGGGAUCUCACCAUGGGGAAUGAAGUGAGCAACUCGGAGGUUGAAGAAGAGCAAGAAGGACCUGUGAAGAAAAGUAAUCCUGAGUUUGCUGUUGAGGCGCAGAAUGGAUCCGUCAUCCUACAAAGCUCACCGGCACUAAGCUCUGCUCCUGAAACCAACUAUGUGAGCUCCAAACAAGUGAUCCAGCAGGAAAACAUGAUCACUUCUUCCCAGAAAACCAUAGUCUUCAGUCCUAUCUCCAAUGGAUCUGUCACCACUCCACCUCCCCCGGCUGCCAAGUCUAAGUUCAGACUAACUAUCUCACGCCCUUCCCCCGGACGCACCAGUUUCCAGCCCAAUGGUAAAGGAGAUGUUGGCCCUAUGAAACAAGAGAUAACAUUACAAGAGUCCCCCGUAGUCCAAACCCAACUGAUGACACCCAUAGGCCCAGACACCGUGGUGGUGAAGGAAAAUGGAGGUGGCAUUCAGAAUCAGGCUCCUCCCUCAGUGCAGUUGGCUGAAGACGAGGAGCCUUCCACAAAACCCAAAGAAGACGAGGAGCCUCCGGCAAAACCCAAAGAAGUUAGUUUUUUCCAAAAGAUAUUCAAACCAGAGAAAAAGCCAAGUGUGCAAAAUGAGGUGACAAUAAACGAACCGGUGGUCAUUGAUGUGGAUCAAACCGCGGCGCUACAGAGUUCUCCACCGAGCGAUGAUCUCCAGUCACAGAGCGUAGAUGAUUACGACCAGGCAACGAGUGCACAGGAGCAGAGCAGCGCAUCUGAAGACACACAGAACACUCCACCUGCCGAGCUGCACCCAGUCAUGAGCUUCUUCAAGACCCUGGUCACACCCAACAAGUCUGUAACAAAAUCUGAAGAGGAAGUGAAGACUGAGGGUGAGGACAAGAAAAAAGAAAAUGGAGGUUUUAGAAAAAAAUCUUCAAAAAAGGAAAAACACAAGAGUUCUGUGCAACAAACCUCCGAGACAGAGGCCAAAAACCUGAAGAAGUCGGAGAGCCCCAAGUCUGGGACACUUAGCAGAUUGUUUAAGCAGAAGGCAAAAAAAGAUGAGCAGCAGACAAGUGGUGGGAAAGUCGUUCUAGAACAGUCUGUUGUGUCUGUGUCUGUAAACUCAGAGAAGUCCCCCCCAGACCAGGUAACAAUCCUGGACCCUAAAACUUCUGAUGUCCCAAAACAGAUCAUAGCCUCAGAAGAAGAAGGCAAAGCUGCUAAAGAGUCCGCGGUGUCCCGACCAAAGUUAUUCUGGAGGAAGUCUUUCAAGGGAGAACCACAACCCAAUAAAGUCCAGGAGAAUGGUGUGGAGGAGCAGGCCACACAACCUGUGUCUGUAAACACAACCCCAGAGCAAAUUGUAGUCCCGGACACUAAACCCCCCGACUCAAAUGCUCAACCACAAGAGAACGAGAAACCCGUGAUGGAGCCAUCUUCUCGCUCUGUUCCUUUCUGGAGAAAGUCUUUUAAAGGAGAUCCCCAACCUCGUAAAAAUCAAGACAAUGUUGUGGUAGAGCAGCCCGUUGUGUCUAUAUCUGUGAACUCAGAGAAGUCGUCCCCAGAACAGGCUCUCACACCAGACACAAAACCUCCAGACUCUGAUACCCAACAACCUGAGAGUGAGAAACCCCCAAAAGAAGCCCCUACCCGACCACUGCCAUUCUGGAAGAAGUCUUUUAAAGCAGACCCUCCACCACAAAAAGUCCCAGAGAAUGUUGUGGUAGAGCCGCCCGUUGUGUCUGUGUCUGUGAACUCAGAGAAGUCGUCCCCAGAGCAGGUUCUAACACAAGACACAAAAGCCCCAGACUCUGAUACCCAACAACCUGAGAGCGGGAGACCCCAAAAAGAAGCCUCCGCCCGUCCACUGCCGUUCUGGAGGAAGUCUUUUAAAGGAGACCCACAAACUCUUAAAGCCCAGGAGAAUCCUGCACCAGAGGAACCGCAGAACAUUGAACUAACACUGACUAGCUCAUCCGAACCAGAACCCCAGAGCAGCAAGUCCAACACUGGGGACAAAGGAGCCACUCCAGGGAGCAAAUCUCCAGAGAACAAGAAGCAAGAAGACGCAAAGGCCACCAAACCCAAAAUCAUGAUGUUCUUCAAACAGCUGUCAGUGCUGGGUGAUGGAAGUAAUAUCAGCCCAGAGGAGAGUACCGAAAAAAGCAGCCAGGAGCCUACUCUAGACAUCACAGAUGGGGUGGAGGUCAGUAAAAAUGAGAAAACAGUGGUCACAGCUGUAGUGGAACCUCCUCCACCCCCACCACUGAAAGGAAAAGACGCCAUGAAGGAGAAGAAAGCUUCAGCAGAGAAACUUAACAAGCAGGAGAGUCGAGAGAGCGCAGAGGCAGCCGUGUCCGUACAGCUCCAAGCUCCAGACCCAGUGCAAGUGGAUGAUAAAGCAUCUAGAGACGGACAGCUGAAGAGGACAGAGAAGAGGCAAUCUUUGGGCAACUUCUUUAAAACCAUUGGGAUGAAGCGCAUGUGUGAUGCUGAGGUGCAGACAGACCCUGUCACCAUCUUACCCGCAGAGAAGACUAAAUGACUAUUUGCCAAACUAAGGAGGAGCUGGCUGUGGCAAGAUGAGGGUGGACAUCGCUAAUGUAUAUUUCAGCUGUAAUCUGUACAGAGAUAUUUCAGCACAUUUCUCAGUGACACAAUGAAGGAAAACACAAGUUUGUGACAACCCCCCACCAGUCCCCAGGGUUUUCUAUAUUAUUCACAUCUAGCCAGUUCUUUAUCUUCCUUAUGGUUGUUUAGUAUUGUAGCAGAAAGUAAUAAACUUACAGAAGGAGUGAGAAAGUGUGAACAGGAUGACCCCAAGUGAAGGCUACAGUAUCACAAUGCAGUAGACUAUCCCACAACACCACAGCUUGCAGUCACCCAUGUGCCUUCAGCUGAUAAAGGGAAGUGUAAAACAAUAUAACAUGUACACUAUGUAACAGGAUGAUGCAAAAAUGGCAACAAUUUGCAAGCCCAAUUUAAAGGGAAAUUCCACCUAAACGUGCCAGGAGAUACUAUUAGGGUAGGUUCACACGUGCGGAUUUUCGCAGCGUAUUUCUCUGCAGAUCCGCCACUGAAGGCCCCCCUACAUGCUGCCUUUAUAUGUGCCUGCUCGGAGCUGCAAUACGCUGCUCCGAGCAGACACACUGCGGUGUGCAAGUCGCCGCGCGCAUGCGCAGUCUACUUGCACAUCGCGGCCGCUCCCGGCCUAGCUCAUUGAGCAGGGGGAGCGGCCGUGAUGUGUGCGAGUACACCGCACAUGCGCGGCGACUCGCACAUCGCAGUGUGUCUGCUCGGAGCAGGCACAGUUAAGGGCACCAUACAGAGGUCCUUCAACGGUGGAUCUGCAGCGUAAAAUAUGCUGUAAAUCCGCACGUGUGAACGUACCCUAAGUAGGGAUCAAGAUCUUUUACCAGUCCCAAAAAUAAAGCAUUCAGCAUUCAUGGAGCCCAAAACAUGUCCGAAGCCCAUGAGCACUGCGCUAAGAUGUCCAGUGUAAGGUGCACCCUUCAACCCUGUCACUUUUUAGCAAGCACUGUCCCCUUAAUGGAGAAAUCCAGGAGGUUCUGCAUGUUAUCCCGGGUCAUUUGUGAAAGCAUUAGAAUGUUGAGAGUUAUAUUGAUGUUAUAAUAUCAGAAGAAUUUUACAUAUAUAUGACGUGAUUCUUUUUAAGCUUAUGAUAGUUCUAUACAAACCAACUGUAGGGGGCGACACUGCCACAAACUAAAUGACUGUAAGAUAACUGACUCCACUUGUCUCUGUAAAGUGAAUUGAUGAUUGCGGUUGUGUGAUUAGCUAAUGAACACUAACGCUUGGGUCCGAUAAUCACUGCCGGUGACACUAUAACCAUACAUGUAUGUUCCUAUGUGCCUGGCUUCUUCUACAUGUAAUAUUUGGUCCCUGGUUCUUUCUAUUUUUUAUUAUUUUAUUUUUUUUCAGUAAUAAAGUUUCUUUUGGUGUACAGAGAUGAAUAAAUUCCAUGUAUCCCUAA